Vanessa tameamea is the source of this 1879-nucleotide messenger RNA. It is a transcript of the gene Serinc, whose product is annotated as probable serine incorporator. The record is from RefSeq and is a predicted model, not a curated record. NCBI's taxonomy places the organism in Eukaryota, Metazoa, Arthropoda, Insecta, Lepidoptera, Nymphalidae. Gene Ontology annotation, cellular component: membrane. The transcript has 13 exons. Bases 117 to 1481 code for a protein of 454 amino acids.
GUUAACUAGAAACUAUUUGAGUCAUGAUUCUUUGAUUCUAUUCAAUUGCAUUUUGAUUAUUGAGUUUUAAAUACAAAAGUGAGUUUUAGAAGUAUAGUUUCCAAUCUGAAUUUGCAAUGGGUGCCGUAUUAGGCCUUUGUUCAGCAGCUCAGAUGGCAUGCUGCUGUACCAGUGCUGCAUGCUCUCUGUGCUGCUCAGCAUGCCCAUCAUGUGCCAAUUCCACUUCUACACGCCUUAUGUACACUCUCAUGCUGCUAUUAGUAAUGGUGGCAGCUUGUGUAACACUUGCACCGGGGUUACAUGAACAAAUGAAAAAGGUACCAUUUUGUGAAAAUUCAACUGGAAUAGUUCCGGGGAAUUUUAAAGUUGAUUGUGAUCAAGCUGUUGGCUACUUAGCAGUAUACAGGAUCUGUUUUGCAGCAUGUCUCUUUUUCGUUCUAAUGGCAUUGAUAAUGAUUGGAGUGAAAUCAUCGAAGGAUCCCAGAGCUGGUAUACAGAAUGGGUUUUGGGGAAUCAAAUACUUGGUUGUUAUUGGAGGUAUCAUCGGUGCUUUCUUUAUACCUGAAGGACAGUUUGCCUCGACUUGGAUGGUGUUCGGUAUGAUAGGAGGAUUCUGUUUCAUUAUCAUCCAACUAAUAUUGAUUAUAGACUUUGCCCACUCUUGGGCUGAAAAAUGGGUUUCUAACUAUGAAGAGUCGCAAUCCCGUGGCUGGUACUCGGCAUUGUUGUUGGCCAUGUUAUCAUGUUAUGCCCUCACACUUACUGGCAUAGUUCUUCUCUACGUUUAUUAUACUAAGCCAGAUGGAUGUGAUCUUUCUAAAUUCUUCAUCUCUUUCAACCUCAUUCUGGUGGUUAUUGCAAGUGCUAUAUCUAUCUUGCCUUCAGUGCAAGAACAUCAACCGCGCUCCGGUCUUUUGCAAUCUGCAGUAGUUUCUCUUUACGUGAUGUACCUGACCUGGUCAGCGCUCUCUAACUCCGCUGGUGAAUGUAAUGCCAGCAUUUCUGCCACAAACGAGGAUACUAAGGAAGAUAUUUAUUGGUCAUCCUUCGACAAGCAAUCUAUCAUCGGUCUUGUUAUAUGGGUAUGCAGCGUUCUGUACUCAUGUGUGAGAACUGCUUCUUCUUCUUCGAAGAUUACUAUGUCCGAACAUAUCCUUGCAAAGGAAGGCGCUGGAGGCCAAGGAGGGCUCAUUGCUAACGAAGAAGGCGACGGCGGGGAGGCGGGGCGCGAGGAGACCAAGGUGUUCGACAACGAGGCGGACGACGUGGCCUACUCCUGGACGUUCUUCCACAUCGUCUUCGCACUCGCCAGCUUGUAUAUCAUGAUGACACUGACCAAUUGGUACAAUCCAAGUUCUCAGCUAUCUAAGGAGAAUGUGGCAUCAAUGUGGAUCAAGAUCACAUCGUCGUGGCUGUGUGUUGGCCUCUACGUGUGGACCCUGGUCGCACCCGCCGUCUUUCCUGAUCGCGACUUCAGUUAAGAAAAUAUACCAUUAUAAUAAAUUAUUGAGAUUCACCAAGUAGAUUUAGAUGUACUUUAUUGCAUAUUAUUAUGGAUCUCAUUUUCUAACUUGAAUUUAUUAUCUCAUUAUUUCCAUAUAAUUCUCUAAAAUUGUAUUCUCUAGCCUAUAUCCAUUAUGCAAAAUUAUUAUGGAUUCUUAAGUAAUAUUUUUCUAUAAAAUUCGAAUAUGAGAUAAUACUUUAAAAAUGUUAACUAACACUGGGAACUCUAAAUUUCAAUGUUUUGAAUUAUGUUCUAUAGUUUAAGUACACUUAUUAGUUUGUAGUAAAUUUGUUUUUAAUCUUUAUGAUAACUUUGUUUAUGUAAUAAAACCCAUUUUAUUAUUAAAUUUUGUUUAUACCUAUGAAUGCAAUGAAA